AUGGCUACGACGAAAGAAAUAACGAGCGGCAAUAACGUGGACGCUACUAGCGAGAAAGAGGCAUGUCAGGACAUGGACGUCGAGAAAGAUGGACCGCGAGCCAACCUGGAACGUCAGCCUUCUGAACCCCCCUACUCUGUCUUUAGCAAAGGCAUGAAGGCAUGGAUCAUCCUACUUGUUUCGAUCUCCGCUCUAAUAUCGCCGUUUGGCGCGUCUAUGUUCCUUCCAGCACUCAAUGUGCUUUCCAAUGUGUUGGACAUUACACCUACACAGGUCAACAUCUCGAUCACGACAUAUAUGAUCGCCCAAGCUAUAGCUCCUGCUUUCCUCGGAACUCUAUCGGACAACAGUGGACGGAGAUUGACUUUCAUCAUAUGCUUCGUGAUCUACAGCAUCGGCAACAUCGGCCUCGCACUUCAAACGAACUACAUUGCACUUCUCAUUCUGCGUAUGGUACAAGCCGUUGGAGGCACAGCUGCUAUUGCAUUGACAAUGGCGGUUGUUGCGGAUAUCUCUACAUCGGCUGAGCGAGGAACUUACAUGGGUUAUGCACAAGCUGGUGUAUUGAUGGGCCCUGCUUUCGGUCCGACAAUAGGUGGGCUGCUGGCACAAUAUUUGGGCUGGCGAUCUAUCUUCUGGUUUUUGGCCAUCUUUUCUGGAGUACUGCUCAUAAUAUUCGUAUUCUUUUUCCCUGAGACUUGCCGAAAAGUCGUUGGCAAUGGCUCUAUACCUCCUCAGGGCGUCAACCGCUCUGUCAUCAGCUGCAUACAAGCGCGUAAGCUCGCUAAGCUGUCGCCCAACGAGAGCACACCCAAACCAGAAAAGACGAAAGUCGCCUGGCCAAAUCCGCUUGCAACGUUCCGCAUCUUAGCUGAAAAGGAGUCGGGAAUCAUCCUACUCUACAAUGGCCUCUUCUUCACUGGUCAAAUGGUUACGAUCUCUGCCAUCCCAGAACUGUUCUACGCUGCGUAUGGCCUUGAUGAAUUGCAUAUCGGUCUUUGCUACAUCUCGAAUGGCGUAGCUUCUCUGAUUGCCUCACUCACUCUGGGUCGAGUUGUUGAUUGGAACUUCAGACGCUAUGCUAAAGCUGUUGGUAUGACUAUAUCCAAAGGCAAACAGCAAGACCUCACCAACUUUCCCAUAGAGAGAGUUCGUCUACAGAUUCUGAUUCCAUGCCACAUCAUUGGUAUGAUCGGAGUGCUUAUCUUCGGCUGGACACUCAAAUAUCGAACACACAUCGUUGGCCCGGAAGUUGCUCUAUUCAUUAUGGGCUUUGGUGUGACUGGUGCAUUUAAUAUCACCAAUGGUUUGCUCCUCGAUCUCCAUCGUGAUAAACCCGCAGCCGCGACAGCAGCCGUCAACUUUGCCAGGUGUAUGAUGAGUGCUGGUGGCUCGGCGGCAAUUAUCCCGAUGUGCCAUGCUAUGAACCCGGGAUGGGCGUUUACGUUCAUAGCGCUGGUGAUGGCUGUAUUGCUUGUGGUCGUCAUUUGGAUCAUGAAAUACGGAAUGAAGUGGAGACAAGAGUUAGCAGAAAAGACAAGGCUGAAGAGAGAAGAGAAGGAGAAGAAGGCAAAUCAAGAGAAGGUUACAAUAAGACAUCAUUAA
Alternaria burnsii is the source of this 1605-nucleotide messenger RNA. RefSeq names its product mfs general substrate transporter. Gene Ontology annotation, molecular function: transmembrane transporter activity. Gene Ontology annotation, biological process: transmembrane transport. NCBI's taxonomy places the organism in Eukaryota, Fungi, Ascomycota, Dothideomycetes, Pleosporales, Pleosporaceae. The record is from RefSeq and is a predicted model, not a curated record. The coding region runs from base 1 to 1605 and encodes 534 amino acids. The transcript has 2 exons.